AGGGAAGGUAGUCUCAACGUCCACCUCGUGCCACACUCACACAUGGACGCUGGAUGGGUGAAGACCUUCGACGAAUACUAUUAUGGAACUAAGGCAUCGGUCAGUUCAGCCAAUGUUCAGCUGAUAUAUCAUUCAGUGUUGUCUGAAUUGUUACACGACAAGAGAAGGAAGUUCACCUUCUCCGAGACUGCUUACUUUUGGCGAUGGUGGAAGGAACAGAGGCCUAUCACCCGAGCCACCUUCAGGACCCUGGUGCAAGAAGGCCGCGUGGAGUUCGCUGGCGGAGGCUGGGUGCAAAAUGACGAAGCCACUGUCAACUAUUUGCAGAUUAUAGACCAGUUCACAUGGGGCCUCAGAAAACUGAACGACACUCUAGGACCUUGUGGAAAGCCUAAAGCAGCGUGGCAUAUUGACUCCUACGGCCAUACCAGGGAACAGGCAUCCUUGCUGGCGCAAAUGGGUUUUGAUGGGCUUUUUAUAGGUCGUGUAGACUACAAAGAAAGAGAAGCGAUGAUAGAAGAAGACAGAAUGGAAUUUAUGUGGAGGGGAAGUGACGUAUUGGGCAAAAUGUCGGAUAUAAUGACUCAUUCACUGUUCAACCUGUACAAUGCCCCGGAGGGUUUUUGCUUCGACUUUCUGUGCAGCGAUGAGCCUAUAAUCGACGACCCGGACAAUAAAGUUUACAACGCUGAGAAACGGGUGAAUGACUUUGUCUUACAAAUAGAAAGGCAGGCGAAGUACUAUGAACACGACAACAUUAUGGUCACCAUGGGAGGAGACUUCACGUACCAGAGUGCGGCCAAUUGGUUUAUGAACAUGGACAAACUUAUCAACCACGUGAAUACCCAUCCUGCCAAUAUGUCGGACGUAAAUGUGUUCUAUUCGACGCCAUCUUGUUAUUUGAAAGCCAUUUAUUUGUAUGGAAGGCGAGAUAAAGCAAUGUACACUGAAAAGGGAGACUACGUACCAUAUGGCAGUGAUGCCACAACUUACUGGACAGGAUUUUAUUCAUCCCGGCCCAGUGUCAAAUACUUAGCAAGAAUCGCCCAUCAGUUCCUACAGGUGGUGAAACAGUUGACAGUCAUAGCGCGUAUGGGUGAUUCCUACGAACUUCACCUCUUAAGACAUGCUGUCAGCCUGGUACUUCAUCACGAUGCAAUAACAGGCACAAGUCAGCAGUAUGUCGCCAACGAUUUUGUGAGAAUACUCAGCGAAGCGGUUGAUGCCUGCUCAAAAAAAGUUUCUAACCUUUUAAGUUACUUGACUCCAACUUGGGGCAACACAAGAAGAUCAAAGAAUUCCCAGCAGUUUGUCGUUUGCCACCAACUCAACAUCAGUCAAUGUAGGUUUAUAGAAACUCAAGAGACAAUUAUCCUGCUACUGUACAAUCCGUCCAGCGUGAAGACUUACCAUUACGUGAGACUGCCGGCGGUAGCGUUACACUACUCCAUUAGAGAUUUUAACGACGAGGAUGUGGAAUACCAACUGGUCCCAUUGCCUACUGCUGUGAUCAACAUUCCCGGGAGAUCAUCAGCAGCCAUACAAGAGCUGUACUUCGAAGCUGAGAACAUCCCACCGCUGGGAUACACCGCCUUCUACAUAACUCCAGUCAGAGACCAACUGGAAGAAAAUUCGUAUAAGAAGAAAUCUUCUCAACCCAGUUUGGAACCAGAACAGGAGGUGGUUCCGUAUAUUUCGAACGAGUAUCUUCGAGUCAGUGUCAACAAGGAGACUGGUCUUCUGGAGUCCAUCCAACAUGUGGAUGGAAUGACAGUGCAAGUCUCUCAGAACUAUUACUACUACGGACAGGGGCAAGGUGCUCAAUCUGGGGCUUACAGCUUCCGACCGGAUAAAGAACGACCUACUCCGGUAACGGAACGUGUUACAUUUCAAACUGUCAGAGGAACGCUAGUCAAAGAAAUAAGGCAAAGAUUCAACGACUGGAUAACACAGAUCAUAAGGCUGUAUAGAGGCGAAGAAUUCUUGGACAUUGAAUGGAUCAUUGGUCCCGUACCAAUUGGUACCGAUUUAGGCAAAGAGGUCGUAACUGUAUUUACAACGAACAUAUCCAACAACGGCCAGUUCUACACAGAUUCUAAUGGACGUCAAAUGAUGAAGAGGACCUGUUGGAAUGAUAGUGCAGGCCAACAACAGAAGAAGUCGGUUCAAUCUUGCUACUAUCCUGUUUCGUCGAGAAUCUGUAUACACUCUCUGAACACCAGUGUGGAAAUGUGUGUCUUACCAGAUAGGACACAAGGUGGAACUUCGUAUAACGAGGGGGAGAUAGAAUUGAUGGUUCACAGAAGACUGCUCACUGAUGAUGGAUUCGGUCUGGAAGAAUCCCUGAAUGAGGAAGCCUAUGGCGUGGGGCUGGUCGUGAGAGGAAAGCAUAGAAUACAUUUGGGGAACUUCAAGCAGGAAAGUUGGUAUCUUGAUUCGUAGAAUGAGUUUUUGACGUGACAACGUCUUAAAUUAGGUUGCGGCUGGGAGUCACUUAUGAAAAAGUGUAACGCUCGGUAACGUUACGAUGAGUCUCUCGUGUUAAGUUUAAGUUUACAUGUACAAUGUUUUAGUAAACAAAAUAUAUUUCUAUAGUUAAAAUUUGUGCAAUUCUUAUUUUCAUUCAAUUCCUUGUUCCUAUUGUGCAAUUUAAUUAUAUUCAUAUCAAUAAAUAUUCUACCGAGAAAAAGACGUUGUCACGUAAAAUCUUCGCCCGUAAAACCGACUUUACAGGCAACCAUUUUUUAAUGCAUAUCUUUACUUGUUUUUUGGUCACAUACUCUCUUUCUCUCUAAGUGUCGCCGCACACGGGCCACCGACCACAACCACAAAACGCCGCCACCAGCAUAUUUCUUGUAGUUUUCAUACAUUUCAUAUGGACUCGCCACACGCUACAAAUCGUCGUUGCUCGCUUCUUGUGGCCCGCACCGGCCACUUAAUGCGCCGAUACAAAACGCCGCCACACGUCACUCGCGCGAUUCCCCACCCCUCUCUCCCUUACCUUAGUCGGCCGCUGUCACGCGCUUCAGCCACUUUAGUAGCCGCUUCUAGCCUCUC
Molecule: messenger RNA, 3057 nt
Organism: Chilo suppressalis (striped riceborer)
Lineage: Eukaryota; Metazoa; Arthropoda; Insecta; Lepidoptera; Crambidae
Source: the annotation of a GenBank genome assembly